CGGCAUGCUUCACCCUGCAGGUAAGAGAGAGAUGCAGAGGGGAAUGGGCAAUGUUCCAAGACCGCUUGGCCAAUGCCGAUAAACAAUACUUUGCACAACUCGGACGCAGUUAAAGAAGAAAACCGUCAAUAAAAACAUUUCCUCCUUUUUUGGCUGGUUGGAAUUUGUACAUGGAACUCCGGUCCGGUUUUCCUUGGAGUUACCGCCAGGCUCUCUCGUGUUAGUAGAGACUAGAGAGAGUAGGCAAACAUGGCUCAUACAUAUUUCUAGUGAGCAGUGAAAGAAGCUGGAAAACAAUAUAUCAUUGUGCAUAGCCACCCCAAAUUUUAAACAUUUAUUUAUAGUCAAAUGAUGAUUUUUUGUUGGUACUCUAUGUUAUUAUAAUUUUCCUAUGAAAAAAAACGUCCUGAAAAUAAAGCACAAAUCUCUGUCUCAAGGCUUUGGGAUUCUAUAGAGUUAUCACCUCCAUUGACGAUUGUAGCCCUGACCGUCAUUAAACAGCAGGGUCUUUGGCAAUUGAUUAGGUGAUGGGUAUGGCUGAACAAUCUGAACUAGUGGACCUUUCUUGGAACAGAGGAGAUGUGUAUGAAGAAGAAGAUGGUGAGAAUGUGAUGGAACUGCUCAAUAUUCUCGGUGAUGAUUUCUAUCCGGGAGGAGACAACUUUGUUGUUGAUGAUUUUGAUGCUACGAAGUUGGGACCCAUCCCUUUCGACGAUGCAUUCGUUCCCUUUCCCCUUAACGGCACCAUCCAAAACGAUUCGUCGAAUCCGCCAUUCUUCCUCAAGUCUUCUUUCUCUCAAAAGCAGCAACUGAAUGAAGGUCCACUUCUUGGUCACAAGAAUAAAAACUGUGAGGUUGUAAUGUACCAGACACAGAGUCCAGUCUCUGUCCUUGACACUACUACUACUACUAUUACUAGUGCCUCAUCAUCCUCCAGCUCAAGCGGAAAACCGGGCGAGCCCACAAAUCCAGAACAAACCGUACCCGUGCGGCGACCCCGGUCCAAACACACCCGAUCUUCGACUGUCAAUCCAUGGCUGCUCAUCCCCCCUCCUAUAAUCACAACUCCACACGUCGCCAAAAAGAAAAUGAAGAGGAUGCCGUCCCGGAAGCCCGGUGGGCCCGUCGGGCCCGGUGGCCUGUUUAAGAAGUGCUCACAUUGUGAGGCGACGGCGACACCGCAGUGGAGGGCGGGACCAUUGGGCCCCAAGACACUGUGCAAUGCGUGUGGGGUCCGGUACCGUUCCGGUCGUCUCUUCCCGGAGUAUCGACCCGCGGCUAGCCCGACGUUUGUCCCUUUGGUCCACUCCAACUCCCACAGAAAGGUGAUAGAAAUGAGAAGCAAGGUUCAUGAACCGGAGCCGGUUCGUGAUUUUCCGGUGUCGCCGUCGCCGGAAUUUGUCCCCAUGAGUGGUUACCCGUUUGAUUGCAUAUACUGAGGGGGAGAAAUUUUCAUUUUUUUUGGAUUUACAAAGUAAUGCUUUGUUCAUUUUGAACAAUUUUAUUUGUUAUUGUUCUUGAGCAAGAAAAGAGGAUAUGAUAUGGUCCUCUGUUGUAUUAGAUUAAUUAGAUGAGUGUUUAGGCCUUUGAUUGCAUUUAUUUUUUCAGUAAUGAUCAUUGAAUUAUUUUAAUGCAUAUUUUCUACCACUCCCUUUUAUUCAUUUAUUUAUUCAAAUAAUGUGAAUAAAAAAUGGGACUCACAAUU
Molecule: messenger RNA, 1705 nt
Organism: Cuscuta campestris
Lineage: Eukaryota; Viridiplantae; Streptophyta; Magnoliopsida; Solanales; Convolvulaceae
Source: the annotation of a GenBank genome assembly